AUAAUAAUGCAUGAAUUAAUAAAAAGUACACUAAUAGCGGUACCGCUUAUACUUGGGAUCAAUAAGUUUGCUAAACUUUGUCGUGAAAUCAAUUGGCAAUUGUUUAAGUAUUUCAAUGUUUUGAUACAAUUAUUGUGGCAAAGAAGGGGUCAGAAAAGUAACCGAAUUGUUAGACACGACGUCUGGAGCGAUGAUAUCAGAAACGCUGGGAUAUUGCCGUUCCCUCACGAGUGGGACUAUGAUCUGCCGUCACAGACAAAACCCGAAAAUGUGUCGAUAUAUGGCGUGAAUUCUUCAAAACAAAGCAUUUAUAUUGCAAUCAAAUGGAGACCAAAAGGAGUGAACGAUAAGAUCAAUGCAACCAUUAGUUUGAGAUUUGAUGACAACAA
Medioppia subpectinata is the source of this 389-nucleotide messenger RNA. Lineage: Eukaryota; Metazoa; Arthropoda; Arachnida; Sarcoptiformes; Oppiidae. The record is from the annotation of a GenBank genome assembly.